This is a messenger RNA of Orussus abietinus, 1363 nucleotides long. Its product is annotated as mitochondrial import inner membrane translocase subunit TIM50-C. Gene Ontology annotation, molecular function: phosphoprotein phosphatase activity. The coding region runs from base 27 to 1205 and encodes 392 amino acids. Lineage: Eukaryota; Metazoa; Arthropoda; Insecta; Hymenoptera; Orussidae. The record is from RefSeq and is a predicted model, not a curated record. The transcript has 8 exons.
UCGAAUGCUCAUGUUCUCCACGUAAUAUGGCAUUUGCAGCAAGAAGUCUGCGACUUUUCUGUAAAGCGUACAAUGGCAGCAAUUGUAAGGCAUUUUGUACUUUGCGGGAACCCAUAAUCAAAGUGAAACAUAUCCAGGCAACGCAAAAAUAUCGUUGUUUUGCCGAUUCAAACAGACCUGGAAUAGCUGGGAGCUUAACGAACAUACAGUCGACAAUUGGUGGUAAUCAACCCCAUGCACAAAAUGUAUCGGAAGGGGAAAAACAAAGACAAAAGGAGGAAGAAGAGCGUAAACAACAAGCAGAAAAUGAGAAGGACCGAGAGCGCUCGUGGAAAAUGAUGAAGUAUGGUUUUGCAUUUUUUGGGGUAUCGUUGACCUUCGCUGGUAGUGUUUUAGUCUACGAACUAGGCAGACCAAACCGCGAUGAGCAUGGAAAUGUUAUAGAGGAUGAGUUUUCUCAUUUACCGUUCUUUGAACAACUUUACAAAAGGCUUCGCAGAGAACUUACAUAUUACAAAAAGUUUGUGCAAGAACCUAGUAGAGAAAAAUUACUUCCUGAUCCUCUUAAAUAUCCAUAUGUUCAACCUCCGUACACGUUGGUUUUAGAAAUGACAGAUGUUUUGGUACAUCCAGAUUGGACGUAUCAAACUGGUUGGAGGUUUAAGAAAAGGCCAGGGGUUGAUCAAUUCUUGGAAGCAAUUGCGCCGCCACAAUUCGAAACUGUUAUAUAUACAGCAGAACAGGGAAUGACAGCCUUUCCCAUACUCGAUGCUUUGGAUCCUCAAGGAUAUAUUAUGUACAGAUUAGUUAGAGAUGCCACUCGUUUUGCCGAUGGACAUCACGUUAAGGACUUGAAUGCCUUAAACCGAGAUCUCAGUAAAGUUAUUGUAAUCGAUUGGAAUGGAGAUAGUGUAAAAUUUCACCCAGAAAAUACGCUCAAAAUUCCUCGAUGGACUGGUAACGAUGGCGACACGCAAUUAUAUGAUUUAGCUGCAUUCCUUAAAACAAUAUUGGCAACAAAUGUGGAGGAUGUCAGAGAUGUUUUAAAUUACUAUCGACAGUUCGAUAAUCCAUUAGAGGCCUUCAGAGAAAACCAACGAAAAUUAUUGUUACAAAUAGAAGAAGAAGGAAGUAAGUUACAAAAAGAAGGAAGCACAGUACUUGGCUCACGAUGGAAGCCUUCAUUUUUAAAAAAUCGUUCAUAGAAAUGAACGAUUAAGUUCACAAAUUUGUACAUUAAAAUAUUUGUUACAUAUUCUUUUACCUUUCACCAAAAAUGUGUACUUGAGUUUUGUAAUCAUUCAAAACAUACAUGCAACUUUUGCUUAAGAAUGGAAUAAAAUACAUUUGUGAAUUAGUAAUA